Molecule: messenger RNA, 2500 nt
Organism: Glycine soja
Lineage: Eukaryota; Viridiplantae; Streptophyta; Magnoliopsida; Fabales; Fabaceae
Product: low affinity sulfate transporter 3-like
Exons: 12
Coding region: 260-2221 (653 amino acids)
Biological process (GO): transmembrane transport
Cellular component (GO): membrane
Molecular function (GO): secondary active sulfate transmembrane transporter activity
Source: RefSeq, a predicted model, not a curated record
GACUCGUACUAAUCGUUAGACAUUCCCAACUUUUGAGAUUAGCCAAUCAAAGUGGUGCCACAACUAACCCUCUCAGCCUCAUCUUGCAGAGGCUUCUAUGAGAGCUUGCUGCAACCCUUUUUACGCAAUCAUCCAAAUAGAUUGACCCGUGUCAACAAUAGUCGUGUAGAUAAUAAGAUGCUAUAUUGAACUUACAUUAAUGUACAUUUAGUACAAGUAGUAGCAGAGUUCAACCAAACACUUCAAACUUCAAACAAUCAUGAGUUCAGCUCCCAGUAUGAGAGUCAGCGAGCAAGAGCACUUUCAUCUUGAGGAUACUAGUGACAUAGAGAGGUCUAUUUGGGUGCUGAAUCCUCCCAAUCCACCACCUCUUAGGAACAAGCUAUUUAGUCCACUGAAGAAAACUGUGUCCUUUUUUUCAUCCAAGAAGAAAACUUGCCUUGGACAUGCUGUUUCAUUCUUGGAGAGUCUAUUCCCAAUCCUUACAUGGUUCACAAAUUACAAGGCCUCCAAAUUCAAAGAAGAUUUGCUAGCCGGUUUAACUCUUGCCAGCCUCAGCAUACCUCAGAGUAUAGGAUAUGCUAAUUUGGCAAAACUUGAUCCUCAAUAUGGUCUAUACACCAGUGUUGUUCCUCCACUUAUCUAUGCUGUGAUGGGGAGUUCAAGAGAAAUUGCAAUUGGGCCUGUAGCUGUAGUUUCAUUGCUGCUAUCCUCUUUGGUCCCCAAAGUGGUGGAUCCUGCUGUUGAUCCUGAUGCCUACAGGAAUGUCGUCUUUACUGUUACCUUAUUUGCUGGAAUCUUUCAAGCUGCAUUUGGUAUUUUCAGGUUGGGGUUUCUUGUGGAUUUUCUUUCACAUGCUGCACUUGUUGGAUUCAUGGCAGGCGCAGCCAUCAUGAUUGGUCUUCAGCAGCUCAAGGGGUUGCUGGGGAUUACUCACUUUACCAACAAAACUGAUGUAAUAUCUGUAUUGGAAUCUGUUUAUAAGUCGCUCCACCAACAAAUCACAUCUGGAGAAAAAUGGUACCCUCUGAAUUUUGUCAUCGGGUGUUCAUUCUUGAUUUUCCUUUUAAUUGCCCGAUUUGUUGGCAGAAGAAACAAAAAACUUUUCUGGUUGCCUGCUAUUGCUCCUCUUCUAUCAGUUAUAUUAUCAACUUUAAUUGUGUAUUUAUCAAAAGCUGAUAAGAAUGGGGUUAACAUAAUAAAGCAUGUCAAAGGAGGCUUGAAUCCAAGUUCAGUUCAACAGUUACAAUUCCAUGGUCCACAAGUUGGUCAAGCAGCAAAAAUUGGAUUGAUCUCUGCCGUUAUUGCUCUUACUGAAGCAAUAGCAGUUGGUCGAUCUUUUGCUUCUAUUAAAGGAUACCAUCUUGAUGGCAACAAGGAAAUGCUAGCAAUGGGAUGUAUGAACAUUGCUGGAUCGCUCUCUUCAUGCUAUGUGGCAACUGGUUCUUUCUCAAGGACUGCAGUAAAUUUCAGUGCUGGAUGUCAAACAUCAGUGUCAAAUAUUGUGAUGGCAGUUACUGUGUUUUUGUGUCUUGAAUUGUUUACAAGGCUUCUAUACUACACUCCAGUGGCCAUACUUGCUUCUAUCAUCCUCUCUGCACUUCCUGGAUUAAUUGACAUAAGUGAAGCUUGCUAUAUUUGGAAGGUUGACAAAUUUGACUUUCUAGCCUGCAUUGGUGCUUUCUUGGGGGUCUUGUUUGAAUCGGUGGAAAUUGGUCUUCUUGUUGCAGUGUCAAUCUCAUUUGCAAAGAUACUAAUACAAUCAAUUCGACCUGGGAUAGAAGUUCUAGGUAGAGUUCCAAGAACAGAAGCCUUCUGUGAUGUUAGUCAAUAUCCCAUGGCCACAAGCACUCCAGGCAUGUUGGUGAUUCGCAUAAGCUCUGGCUCACUCUGCUUUGCAAAUGCAAAUUUUGUUAGAGAAAGAAUACUAAAAUGGGUCGCGGAAGAAGAAAACGAGCUUGCUAAGGGAAGAGUCCAAGCAGUAAUCUUAGACAUGAGCAACCUGAUGAAUGUUGAUACUUCUGGGAUUCUAAUACUGGAGGAACUGCACAAGAGGUUGCUCUCGCGUGGCGUACAAUUGGCUAUGGUGAACCCAAGGUGGCUAGUGAUUCACAAGCUCAAAGUGGCACAUUUUGUGGAUAAAAUCGGAAGGCAGUGGGUUUUCCUUACUGUUGCUGAAGCCGUAGAUGCAUGUCUAUCUUCUAAACUCCCUGACCCAUGAUUUCACCUUCACGGGCCUUAUCUAUAAUGUACUGCACCAUUGCAUAUAUAGGUCCACAAAGUUGUGCAUUACACUGUCUUACGUAAAAUGCAAUGAUCGAUGUUUGGCAUUGUGCCCUCCCACUAUUAGUGGAAUUGUGUCCUGUACGGAAAUUGUUGUUUUGCGGAAUAGCUCCUUGCAUGGACAAUUUUGCCAGGAGGAAUGCCAAAGUCAAAUAAUCAAAUAUAAAUAAAACAAGAGCAUUUGUUUUGCAAUAAAAAAGGCGCAGAUUAAGGUGAA